UAUUUCCGCCCAAGCUUUCUCGGACCCAGUAGCUGAAUAUUUCAUCUGUAGCUAGCUAAUUACCCUAUGAUUAACCGCAAAGCUUGACGCCAGUCCAACCCUGGAUGAUCGGGAAGCAAGGCUGCUCGAGUUAGGCUCUGUGAUUGUAAUUACGCCUCGUGGCAUAUCCGCACCCCAGUGACUCAAAUUCCAUCACACUCGAUUCUCGCUGUUCCUAGGACACAGGUGAUCGGACGACCCAGAUCUAACUGACAUAGGCAAACGGUAUGCGAUUGAUUCGCAGGUAAGCACUUAAGUAACCUGGAUGCGAAGAGGAGACGCAUCACUCAGUCAGCACUUGUGUAAAACCAGGAACACUAAAGGAUUGUACAGCUAUCCAUCUUCGUUGGACAUUAACUUUACAACAAUGGAAGGUAGCGGCCCUCUCGAUGGUGUGGUUAUUGAUUGGAACCUGCGCGUGGCAGCUGGAGUGAGUGGAAGAGUCGCUCCAGUGUAUAUACAUACAUCUGGGACCAGCCCAAAUCAUGGAUAGGAAGGGAAAGUUGAGCCAGUCACGUGACACAACGCGGGAAGGAGGAGGAGGAGGCGGACGAGAGGCAGGGAGGCAGUUUCUGUCCCCGGAAACAACAAACCUUGACAGGGCCCCAAGUUUACAUGGAUUACACGCUCAGAGCUCCACGGAAACAAGCGGAUUAGGGGAAACCAUCACUUCUGGUUUUUCCUCUCAGGAAAGUAUACACAGUUUAAGAGGUUCGACCAGGACGAGGGGGGAUACGGGGGGGUUGAGUCUUACCCCAGAGGAAGCUGAGGCUCAUAGACGUGAGUUGCAAGCGCGGGGGACAGGGAGGGGGGAUAUGAGAACGGAUAGUAAGAAAAAUAAAGACCGGUCCAGGAUGAAUGACCAUUACAACAGCGGUCCUGGACAUUCGAACUAUAACGAGUACUUCGCCCAGGGGACGACGGUCAUGGAUACGCUAUCCCCAAUGGGGCUCCAAAGGGAGCAUAUUGAUGAGGAGUGGGACAAACGGAGUGGGAGCCGGAGGAGUUCCGCCAUCAGCAGGUCAUCCCAGGGCGGAUCCAUAAAGUCCCGGAGCUCCGUCAGGGCCAAGUUUCUUGGAGCCUCUUUAGGGUCCCAGUGGGCCAAAUGGUCGAAUGACAGACGUGCGUCUUUUCGACGCCGUAUCGAAAUGAUAGAGAAUUCCGAACGGAAAAAAGAAAGAACUUCCACGCCUGUUAAAAAGGCAAGACAGGAAGGAUUAAAAUUCGUUCAUCCGGAUUUGGAACGGAAGUACCUUUCGGAGGAUGACAUCAAGGAGUUACGCAGGCACAAGCAGGAGCAAUACAACGCUUAUCGUGUGAUUGAGAAAGGGAAAAAGAAAAGUCGGUUUACGUCUGCUGAAGUUCAGUUGUCGAUGCAUCAGUGGCAUGUGCUGAGCGAAUUCUGGGAACACGAGGUGUUUGUACGGUUACGAUGGCUUGGCGUGUUCGUCAGCAUGGUGACGACCUUAGUGAUGAUCAUCAGUAUAACUAACGCCAACUGGCACGCAUACGAGCUGAAACCACCGCACAGUGUCUUGAAUUUGUCAAUAUACGAAGGAUUAUGGGUGAACUGCACACAUUCCUCCAAUGCAACAUCACCAGAUUUUAUAUGCAAUGCAACGAGCGGAAGAGACUGGCAGAAUGCUGUGGUGGGGCUGAUGAUAUUUGCUGCGACGUUUGGCUUCGUGGCGUCAAUGCUGUCUAUAUGUGGCGUAUGCACCACCCCUCUCCCAAGGAAAAUUUACUACUUCCAUUCCGCCGGAGAAAUAUUCCUCGUCUGCGCCUUAAGUACAGGCGUCGCCUUGAUAAUCUUCCCCGUGGCAGUAGAACUAGAUCAUACCAUCCUCUCCCACCGGUACGGCAUCGGCUACGGCCUUGGCUGGGGAGGUGCCUUCUUCUUCUUUGCAGCCGCCAUUUGCAUGACCUUGGACGAGUUGGUGCGAGAGUCGGCGAGAGUUAAGUGUUGCAAGUGGUGUUGGAAAGGCAGCGGCUCUGAGAGGACAGAAUUACGCCAAGUCUGAUAGGACGCUGCCUAUUUGUUGAGGCUGGAGGCCUAUUAAAUGCUCAUGAUGUGUGAACAUAUGUUCGACAGUUUCGUGAUCGGACCAAGACAAUCCAGUUGCAUAUUACAAUCCUUUUCUUGUCUGAAAAUAUGGAUGGUUUUGCGAAUCUUGAGGCAUAGAAAGAAACAAUAAGUUCGAGUCAUCGUUAUGAUAGGAAAUCAUUUAAGAUAAAAGAGUUCAAUACAGGGUGCAAGAUAUGGUAAUAUGAAAUCACGGGAACAAACAAGGAUGUUUUGAAAGGACGUGUGACUAGUUUUGUUAAAUUGUUAAGUAGUUGUGUCUAAUAGCAUGUGACGUCACGCCACGCCCUGUCUUGUCAGGAGUUUUGUGUUGGGAAAAGGUUAUUUCAGUGACUUGUCAUUCGGAACAACUCGGGUCAUUCCGAGAGGUCUCGGAAAGGGGCGAGUGGUGGCGAAUGUUGCGCUUGUUACCUUUUCAACAUGGGCUCCUGAACCUUGGACCCAGGAUGAAAUAUCAGAGCAUACUACCAGUAUUUUCUGUCCUUUGGGCUUAUACGUGAGCAGUACAUACGUGAACAUGAUACAAGCCCACUGGGCUUAAACUUGAACAUGAUACAGGUCCACCGAGUUUAUUCGUGAACAGGAUACAAACCCAAUGGGCUUAUACGUGAACAGGAUAUCAAGUCCACGGGUUUAUACGUGAACAGGAAACAGUCCACUGGACUUAUACGUGAACAGGAUACAGGUUCACCGGGUUUAUACGCAAACAGGACAGAAGCCCACUGGGCUUAUACAUGAACAGGAUACAGGUCCACCGAGUAUAUUCGUGAACAGGAUACACGUCCUCUGGGUUCAUACUCAAACAGGAUACAAGCCGACUGGGCUUAUACAUGAACAGGAUACAGGUCCGCCGAGUAUAUUCGUGAACAGGAUGCACGUCCACUGGGCUUAUUCGUGAACAGGAUACAGGUCCACCGAGUAUAUUCGUGAACAGGAUACAGGUCUAGUGGACCAAUACAUAAACUCCUUGUACCCGUUGAUCCCUUCUGAACAGACGCUGUGACGUAUAUCGUGUGUGGGUCAACCAUUUUUAUAGGACUUCUUGAAGGAAUAUUACCCACUGGAGUAUGUCCCAGAAUUUUGCCUUUCAACCACUGAAGAGGAGAUUUCAUAUUUAUUUUCAAUUAUACUCAAGGUGGAGUGACGACCGUGUUCUCCAAAGCCACUGUGAUGUCAUUGUACUGUGGUUCCUCUGGUGCUUGGUGAAGCGACCAGGGUUAGUGUACACUGUAUCGUGUAGGUACCUACACCUUUCAUCACACGACCUAUUGUUAUCUUUUGACUUUUUAACAUUGUCAUUGACCAUUGUAGCUUACGAUAGGACCUUUUUCAGUCCAUGUAGUUCCUGUUUUGUAAUCAUUUUUUAUACGGCAGAGUAAGUAGGUGUUUGCGAUAGGAAUACAAUGAGAUUAGUUCGCCAGCCUAGACGAGUUCAGUGGUAGUCCCUGAAUGGAAGCUCGAAAAGUGCAUAAUCAAACAAACGGAAUGUGAUUAUUUUAAUAAUGCUCUAGUCAGUGUUGUUGACACGAGAGUUAAACUGCAUAAUAGUUAGACCGUUUUAUUUCAACACAAGACGAGGCAAAAGUGAUGCUAGGGCUUCUGAAACUUGGUAAGAUCAAGGUGGAGAAUAGGUCUUAAGCAACCCAUGCUUGCCGUAAGAGGCGACUAACGGGAUCGGGUGCUCACUGUCUUGGUUGAUGCAUGUUAUCGUAUCCCAAUUACGUGGAUCGAUGCUUAUGAUGUUAAUCACUUGAUUGUCUGGUCCAGACUCGAUUAUUUACAGACCGCCGUCAUAUAGCUUGAAUAUUGCUGAGUGCGGCGUUAAACAAACAAACAAACAAACACGGUUACCGCUGGUCGUGGGUAUCGUUCCCGAAGUCGCAUAUGUCAGCGCAAGGGACUUGACUGACCUUUGCACCGAACUUGCAAAGUCUACGACCUCAUUCAUUGUAGAUCUGACCCCGUGUGUACCUUAAAUCCUGUUCAAGACGAUGUAAAGCCUAACUUACUCACCCCCCCCCCCCCUUAAUCAGUUUGUUGUGGCCUUGAAUUAUUUUAAUUUGCAUAUCCAACUUUAUCAAAAUCCCAGACGCCAUAUCUCGUGCAUGCGCGUUUCACAAUGCGUUCCGAUAUUCACAUAAGCAAUUUCUAUUUGUAUCUUCAAUUAUUAUUAUUAUUAUUAUUAUUAUUAUUAAUAUUAUUAUUAUUAUUAUUCUGAAGUGUGAACCCGUACCAGCAGCUUCAGUUCAUCUACUGGGCUGUGUCAUCAGAUAUUCUCAAACCUUUUGUUGUAUAUAGUCACGUCCCAGUGACAUUUAUUUUGUAUUUCUUGAAUCGUCGUUUCUACUUUUUAGCUCUCUCUUUACAGUGCAUCUAUUCUUUUGGGCAAUACUCAGUCAUAAUGUUGUGAUAGAUUCAAACGGCAUCAAUCUCAGAUCUAUUCACAUGAAGAAGUGUUAUACAUGUUACCACGAUAUUCAAUCGACACUCGUAAACUGACACCAUCAGCUCGAAAAGUUGAAAUAUCUCCCAUGUAAUAAACAAUACAUACAGUACUCUGAAUCAACUUCGAGGCCCAUUUAAGGCGUCAAAUAGCCGGAAUAUUGCCAAAAGCGGCGUAAAAACAAACUCACUCAAUUUGGAGAUAACUCGAGUCGGUUGUGUGCAAGGCAAGGAUUUAGCACCGUGUGUACAUAGUGUAGCGGAAAUGGACUAUUUUUUUCUCAAAUUUAUACAUUUCACUUUUUCUACAAAUAUCUCAAACGUCUAGUCCCAGGGUUGUCCUAUUAUAACAGUUUCUUGUGGUGACCUCGAGAUCAGGUAACAGCAUGAUCGUUUAUACCUUUUGUACAUGCCGUAACGAACACGUAGCAUUUUUCCUGUCCUCGCGUUCAGCACACAUUGCUUCCUUGUUUCCUUGACCAUGAGAAACAUGGCUGCUUUUAUAACGUCGUGCGGUAGAAACCUCCUCAUCUUCAUGAUCAGAAAUACCCAGGACGAUAAUAACUGGAGAGUGAGUGUUAUCUACCCCCAUCAGCAUCGCCUUCACACGUUUGUGUGGCAGCGACUAUUUAACUUCAUUUUCAAUUUUUGUGCUUGACCAAAAUGCGCUUUUCCCCACCGUGAUUUGAGUCACUAGCCUGUACCUUCAAAGUCCUGUGCUUGAAGAUAUUUAACGUGGGAGAUCGAUCAAGAUUUCCCCAAAUGUCCGUUGUGCGACACUUACGGAUGAUUAAAUAACAAACAUGCCUCUGUUGCAUUGUUAAAGUGCAGGAGCUGAACAGGUUUGAUUUUCAUUGUUUCAAUUAUUCAUAACCAUGUGUUUUGGUGUUUUGAUAAUUAAAGCGGUUAGAUGUUUUGCAUUUUUAAAACGUCCAAUAUCUUGAGUUACAAGCACCUAUAUGUUGAAAGGUCAAGAGAAACGUUAAUUUAACUGUUUUUCAAAAUAUAUAAGAGUUGAGUAACGUUACUUGGAAGUACUCAUUUAGACAUCCGUGUCCAUUCUGUGGUAAUAAUGCUCAUAUGAAACAAGAGACGCGGAUGGCCAGUCGUUUAAGGCGCCGCAAUUAGCUGUGCAGGGUUGCGUCCCUUGGACACACCAGAAACCAAUGAGUAUGGGUUCGAAUCCCGGUUCGACCCGAUUAUGUUUCUAGCUUUGUCAGCACCAUACCCGUGGGUGUCACCGAAGUGGUUAACGUCUUAGACCUGCAUCAUUUCGGGUUUCCCUCCAAAAUUAAGCAGACACGCUAUUAUAUCACUGGCCAGUUGUCUCAGGUGUUACCAGGAAAGCAGAAAAGGGGUUAAUCAAGGUACAGGGUAAUGAAUCCAUAUCAUACAAGGAUCAAAGUAUUUCAUGACCAUUUUCCGACGAUGUGACGUUAUUUUCGUCAGCAUGACUAUAUGCAUCUCGUACAUUUUUUGCUGCUGGGCCAUAGACAAUUUUUAUCAUACUUCGAAAAAAUAAUAUUAUAGUUCUAAGGCCAAAUGACUCCGUUUUUCAACUUUUUGCUGUUUCUUUCAAGACGUGUUUAUUCCUGCCAUUUUUUUCUGAGGCGAAAUUACAUUGCAUGACCUUCAUGGGUGAAGAUGACCUUAUAUGAGCGCACGCACGCACACACACACACACACACACACACACACACACACACACACACACACACAGGCACACACACACACACACAGGCACACACACACACACAGGCACACACACACACAGGCAGACACACACACACAGGCACACACACAGACACACACACACAGGCACACACACACGGACACACAAAACAGACAAGCGGGGUGUUCUCGUUACUCAUUACGGGUGAUAUGGCAGACAGAAACGCAUCAAUUAUACACGUGUUGACACAUUACUGGUGUAUAUUACACACAGUGAACACAAAAGGGUAGACUGGCAUUAAGUCCCAGAAAUAAAGUUAUCCCGAUUUAGAAUAUAUAUCAGCAAAAUAAAAACCAUAAAAUUUAAAAGGAGCCCCAAACAAUCCUUAAUUUCAGAGCUGAGGACAUCUCGACAAGCCAAAUCAUUCUAGACUUGAGUUGGACUAUUAAAAUUUAUUCUCUGAGGUCUGGGAUACAGACUAACACAUGGGGUGUAUUUUAACUCCAGACACACAUAGAUGGUACGCGUACAUAAACAUUAGGGGGGUACAGUAACUCCACACAAGGGCAGUACUCUACACAAUACACGUCACACACACAGGUGUACGCAUACAUACAGUAACUCCACACAAUGGGUGUACUCUACACAAUACACGUCACACACACAGGUGUACACAUACAUACAGUAACUCCACACAAGGGGUGUACUCUACACAAUACACGUCACACACAGGUGUACGCAUACAUACAGUAACUCCACACAAGGGGUGUACUCUACACAAUACACGUCACACACACAGGUGUACACAUACAUACAGUAACUCCACACAAGGGCAGUACUCUACACAAUACACGUCACACACACAGGUGUACACAUACAUACAGUAACUCCACACAAGGGCAGUACUCUACACAAUACACGUCACACACACAGGUGUACGCAUACAUACAGUAACUCCACACAAUGGGUGUACUCUACACAAUACACGUCACACACACAGGUGUACACAUACAUACAGUAACUCCACACAAGGGGUGUAUUCUACACAAUACACGUCACACACACAGGUGUACGCAUACAUACAGUAACGGGUAGUGUGGACUAACAGACACGGGGUAUAAACAGGAGGAAGCCAAAUCCGAACACAUGUGUACCUGUCGACAAACGAACUCCCCGACACACCCGAAAGUACCCGAAUAGAGACCACGUUUUGUUGCACGUUUCUCUGUCUUCCGCCGUUUGCUCAACACCGUUGGUUCAUAUUAAUCUGUAUUUUUGGUUUCCGGAUGCCUGUUCUUGAUAUUUCCUUACCAUGUAAAAUAAAUGAUUAUUCACCUACUCCUAA
Molecule: messenger RNA, 7581 nt
Organism: Haliotis rufescens (red abalone)
Lineage: Eukaryota; Metazoa; Mollusca; Gastropoda; Lepetellida; Haliotidae
Exons: 5
Coding region: 525-2060 (511 amino acids)
Biological process (GO): cell-cell adhesion
Cellular component (GO): membrane; cell-cell junction
Source: RefSeq, a predicted model, not a curated record